ACAAAAGCUGAAGGCUCGACGGCUCGGCCCUAGGUCGGUUUCAGCGUUCAAAUCCGCAUGCCUGGCGGCUCAUCCAGUGCCUUGUGAGUUGUAACGGAUAAACCUCUUUCCCCACGAGCCACUCUCUUCCCCGUCUUUUUCCCCCUUCCCGUUGAAUCUAACAAAAGUGGGGUUGUGGCUGAGAGACGGGGAAGCAAAAGGGAGGCGGGCAAAACCAGAGGCGCACUCGGCAGGUUCAAGGGAAUCGUAGGGGUGGUCGUCAGGGGACACGGUGAUGGCGGGAACGGAGGAAGGGCGACGAAGCGUGCACCCAGACUGCAGGAACGCUUCCAAUCCCUACCACGAGUGCGUCGAUUUCUGCUUCAGACUAAUCGCCGAAGCUAAACGUCGCAAGGAGAUGGAGAAAAUAGAGAAUGAAGAAAGUUGCAAGAUUGACAUCCCUGGCACUGAUAGAUCUACUGAAAAUUAUAUCGAGCCAGCUCUUAGGCAUUUUGGAGAUCCUUCUGGAUCAGCUGAUGACCACGCAGAUGACAAUGGUGAUGCUGGUGAUGAUGAUGCUUCUCAGGGUGCAGGAGUAGAUCCUUCAACCCUCACCGGGAGGCAGAAAAAAUUGUUUGAGUUGAGGCUUAAGAUGAACGAGGCAAGGAAGGCCAAUCAAAUUGACAUAGUAGCAGAAAAGAAGAGGCUUGAAGCACCACCUGAGUCAAGGGGCAUUUCCAAACAAAAGUGGCUAGAGGAAAGGAAGAAAAAAAUCGGAAAACUUCUGGAUGCCAACAAUCUAGAUAUUUCAAGUUCUUAUAUGCUGGAUACACAAGAGAUGGCAGAGAAAAAAUAUAAGAAAUGGGAAAAGGAACCUGCCCCCUUUGGUUGGGAUGUUUUCAACCAGAAAACACUCUAUGAUGCUUACAAGAAGCGUACAAAGAACAUAGAAGUUGACAUGGAUCAGUACAAAAAUUUGAGAGAAUCGGAUCCAGAAUUCUACCGCAGUGCUUCUAGUCUCCAAUAUGGGAAGAUACCAAAAGUCUCGGAGGACAAGGUGGACAAGAUGGUGAAGGAACUUCAGGACAGGGAAGAGAAACGCAAGGCAUUUAGCCGAAGACGAAGGUUCCAUGAAGAGAAAGAUAUUGAUUCGAUCAAUGACAGGAAUGAGCAUUUUAAUAAGAAGAUAGAAAGAGCCUUUGGCAAAUACACAACAGAGAUCAAGAACAAUCUUGAGCGUGGAACAGCUUUACCUGAUUGAGAACCUUCAGGCUUCAAUCGUUGUCGGGCUUGCCACAUUUAUUUUUUUUGUUUACAUCAGUGUUCGUUGUAUUCUUAGAUCACGUUUUUCUUCCAUGCUUAGUUAGUUCAUAUGCCACAAUGCUUUUCAAUAGUUAAUCUGCAUUCCUGUCUUGUGUCC
Molecule: messenger RNA, 1399 nt
Organism: Nymphaea colorata (pocket water lily)
Lineage: Eukaryota; Viridiplantae; Streptophyta; Magnoliopsida; Nymphaeales; Nymphaeaceae
Exons: 5
Coding region: 275-1240 (321 amino acids)
Cellular component (GO): catalytic step 2 spliceosome; post-mRNA release spliceosomal complex; Prp19 complex
Source: RefSeq, a predicted model, not a curated record